This is a messenger RNA of Candoia aspera, 4428 nucleotides long. RefSeq names its product FERM domain containing 4B (gene FRMD4B). The record is from RefSeq and is a predicted model, not a curated record. Bases 1 to 3078 code for a protein of 1025 amino acids. Gene Ontology annotation, biological process: establishment of epithelial cell polarity. Gene Ontology annotation, cellular component: bicellular tight junction; adherens junction; cytoskeleton. Lineage: Eukaryota; Metazoa; Chordata; Lepidosauria; Squamata; Candoiidae. The transcript is spliced from 23 exons.
AUGGCUUCGGUGUUGAUGUGUGGAGUGGAAGACUUCCUUUUCAGCGGCAGCCGCUUUGUCUGGAACUUGACCAUCUCGGCGCUCAGGCGGUGGUACACGCAGAGAGUGAGGGGGUGCCACCAAGCCCUGAGCACGUGGUGUGGGGUAAGGGACCUUUAUCAGAUGACAGAAGGGAGGCACUGCCAAGUAUGGCUUCUGGAUGAUAGGAAGCUGGAGCUACUAGUUCAGCCUAAACUUUUGUCACGGGAAUUAUUAGAUUUGGUGGCUUCACAUUUCAACCUCAAAGAAAAGGAAUAUUUUGGGAUAACAUUCAUAGAUGAUAUGGGACACAAUGUCUGGCUACAGUUAGAUCACAGAGUACUGGAUCAUGAUUUGCCUAAGAAACCAGGUCCAGCAACUUUGUUUUUUGCAGUCAGAUUUUACAUAGAAAGCAUUUCCUUUCUGAAGGACAAGACCACAGUUGAACUCUUUUUCCUCAAUGCAAAGUCCUGUGUACAUCAGGGGCAUAUUGAAGUGGAAAGCGAGACAGUCUUUAGAUUAGCUGCUUUGAUUUUACAGGAAGCAAAAGGAGACUACUCUAGUAAUGAAAAUGCAAGAAAAGACCUAAAGAACUUACCUGCAUUUCCUACAAAAACUUUGCAGGAACAUCCUUCACUCACCUAUUGUGAAGACAAAGUCAUCGAACAUUAUAUCAAGAACAAGGGGCUGACUAGAGGACAAGCAAUUGUUCAGUACAUGAAAGUAGUUGAAGCGCUGCCUACUUAUGGAAUCCAUUAUUAUGGAGUGAAGGAUAAACAAGGCAUCCCAUGGUGGCUUGGGAUCAGUUAUAAAGGAAUUGGCCAGUACGAUUUACAAGACAAAGUCAAACCCAGAAAAUUAUUUCAGUGGAAGCAGCUGGAGAAUCUCUAUUUCCGUGAAAAGAAGUUUGCAGUUGAAGUUCAUGAUCCUCACAGAAUUUCAGUAUCAAGACGGACAUUUGGACAGAGUGGCCUCGUAGUACAAACCUGGUAUGCAAACACUUCUUUGAUCAAAUCCAUCUGGGUUAUGGCAAUCAGUCAACAUCAGUUUUACUUGGACAGGAAACAGAGCAAAGCAAAAAUUCCCUCAGCCAGAAGCUUGGAUGAUAUUGCAAUGGACCUGACAGAAAUGGGAGUGCCAAAAGUUUCAAAGCUAACAGCUUUGGAAGCAAAGAAUCAACUUAUUAUGGCCAGCAAUGGUAGCUUAAUCUCUUCAGGAUCACAAGAUUCAGAAGUCAGUGAAGAGCAGAAGAAAGAGAAAAUCUUAGAACUGAGGAAGAAAGAAAAGCUUUUGCAAGAGAAACUCUUGCAGAAAGUUGAAGAGUUGAAGAAGAUCUGUCUGCGGGAAGCGGAGCUCACUGGAAAAAUGCCAAAGGAAUAUCCUCUGAACACCGGAGAGAAACCACCUCAAGUCAGAAGGCGUGUAGGCACAGCAUUCAGAUUGGAUGACAAUCUGCUACCCAGCGAGGAGGACCCAACCCUGCAAAAUCUAGAAAGCAACUUCUUCAUCCAGCAAAAGUUGGUGGAAGCAGCAAAGAAGCUUGCUGGUGAGCCAGACCUGUGCAAAAAUGUGAAGAAGAAAAGAAAACAGGAGUACACAGAGGCAGUAAAAAAGCUUCAGGAGAUUGAAAAUUCCAUCAAUGAAUAUAGGAUUAAGUGUGGGAAGAAACCUGCACAGAAGUCGACCCUGAUUAUGCCAGAGGAAAUUAUCCCAUCUGAGAGCAGCUCUUUGUCUGAUACAACAACCUUUGAAGAAGGCAACACUUCCCUUACUGUGGCAGUCCAAAGAAUAAGCUCUUUGCCAGCCUCUCCACCACCCAAAACUCUUGGAGUAGAGAGGAUCCAUCUCAGGAAGUCUUCCAUGAAUGAGCAACUCCUAGAACCUAGACAUUCCAGAGAUUCUCUGUCAACUCAUAGCAGUCCAUACAGGACAGCCGAGAGGCAGCACCAUGGUGGAAGAAGUAUGCCCACAACACCAGUCCUCACACGCAACGCCUACAGUAGCACUCACUUGCAACCAGAUACAUCCCCCCAGCACUGUUUGGAGUCCCAAGCUAACUAUUUAUCUGAGCCUGCCAGUGAAAAGCCAGCAUUCGCCCUUUCAAAAUCCCAAAGAAGCAGCAGCACAGAAGUCCUAGAUGAUGGGUCUUCCUACACCAGCCAGUCCAGUGCAGAGUACUAUUGCAUGACCCCAAAUUCAAACCCCUGCUAUAGCACCCAAACCCUUGACAACCGUCCUAGAAACAGGAGACGGUCCAAGAAACAGAACAUUUCUGCUUCUAGUUCGGGAAGUAUGCCUAACCUAGCCCAGAAGGACACCUGCAAUGGGGUCUACUCAAGAAAACGAGGACAGAUGCCAACCAGUUGCUAUAUUUCUGGCUAUGCCCCUUCUAUCGAGUGUGACAUAUAUUACAACAGUGGCUACGUAUAUGAGAAUGGCACCGAGGGCCAAUACACCGUCAACCCUUCCUACCGUUCAUCAGCACACUACGGAUAUGAACGUCGCUAUCGGGAAUUCAGAUCUUUCCAUGAAGAUGAAAUGGAAAGAGUGCCACACAAUCCAUACGCCACACUACGCUUGCCACGGAAGCCCUCAGUGAAAACAGAGCACAUCACUAAAAAUAUCCACAAGGCCUUAGUUGCAGAGCAUCUUCGUGGCUGGUACCAGCGUGCCUCAGGACAAAAAGAGCAGGUUCUUGGCUUGCAGGCAGGCCUUGAUGCUGAUCGAGAGUCACAGAGAAGCCUUGGCUGUGCUGGACUACAGAUGCUAGGUUGUCAGAGCAGUCAUUCAUCUUCUUUCUCUCUAGCAUCUUCAACAAAUUCCUCUGUGAACUGGCGGAAUCAGGUUCUGUUAGGACUUCCUGAUUACGACAUGCUAUCUCAGUCCUCUUUUGCCAGCAGUUAUGGGAGUAUGUAUGGGAACCACCCACUGCAGAGCAGAAUAUAUGCUGAAACUGGCCAGUUGGGCAGCAGCGAUAGGAACCCUUUGCAAGAUGGUCUGCAAGAGAGUGAGCAGAGACUGUUCUGGCAUGAGGAUUCAAAACCUGGGACUUUAGUAUGAACCUGCCCUCUGCUUAAGUUGUCCCAUGUGCCUUGCACCUUACGUUUUUCCCUACGAAAACAAGCUUCCUGGUGCAACUCAGCAAUGAAGAUUGUUAUGGGAGGACAGAAAGCAUUCAGUGAGAGCAACCUGAAGAAUCUCAUCUGUGCUAGCACAACAGUAUGAAUCUGAAUAUCCUAAACAAGGAAAAGGACUCCCGUUGUCUGCUUUUAAAUCUCCUAACCUCAAAUGCUACUUUGGGUUAAAGUAUUUUUGAAAGCACUUUUUUUUAGAAGAUGGGGAGUUGUUGACAUUGCAAACAUCCCAAAAUGUGAAAAGAAGAUUCUUGUUGGGAUAAUGUGUUUUUCUAGCAGCACAAUUUGGAGAGGAAGAAACAGGCAAUGUGGGAGUCACAUCUGCUGAUCCAGAAGAUUUUAUUGAAGGAUGCCAUGAGCAUGUGAACAGAGUAGAGGGCUGGCUUUGUAUUGCGAUGCUACUUGAAGGAUGCUUGGUUGUGUGGUUUGUUUUUUUUUUUUAAACAGUAUUCUGAAUAAGGUUAAAGAUCUUUUAAAGGUAUGCCAUCUUGAAUAUAUAUCCCUAAGUUUAAGCACGGGGUGGGGGUGGGAGUGGGGCAGAGAAGCAGUUGCACAUAAAGGUAAUAAAGCAUUAUUUUCAAAACUUCUAAAAAAUAUAAUUUUACACAUUCUCCUUCCCACCCCUCCCCAUAUUUUGUAAUACGGAAUGCACUGGGACACAUUUGAGGUGCUUUCACAGAACUGUUUACAGGAGCUACACUGUCUUCCAUUUGUAACAUUCCCAGGUUUUCCCACCUGUUCUUCUGUUUUUCUUCUUUCCAGGAAAAAAAAAUCAUUACAGAAAAAAGGCAGAAGAGCAGCACAAUGCCCUUUGAAUACAAGCACCAAGGUCUCCUCUGCCUAGAAAACUCAUAAUAUGAAAUGACAUUGGAAAGAGAAACUUUGAAAUUGACCGAUUUGGUUAUGUGGGCCAGUAUUACUCUUUGUUUAAGGGGGAAUGCAAAUACAUUAAUUAUACCAGGUUGGUGCCUUAAAAUCGAUAGGCAUUAAAAUGGAAAAGUACAGGAUGUGAAAAACAAAUGCACUCUUCAGUUACCUGUCCAAUCAAAGAAGUCUGAUCGGUGGGGAUGGUCCAUUGGCUAGGAUAGACAGUGUGGCAGCAAGACGAACCAGGAACUGGUCCAGGUUGGAAAUUAAUUUGAAUUAAGAGAAGACAAUCUAGAAUACCUGUUUUGUAAAUCAGAAGCUGGAUGCAUGUAUUGCUACCACCCCACUGUAAAAUCAGUUCAUCUGGUCCAGUGUUCCUCAACCUUGGCGGCUUGAAGAUGUGUGGACU